This is a messenger RNA of Acanthoscelides obtectus, 357 nucleotides long. Lineage: Eukaryota; Metazoa; Arthropoda; Insecta; Coleoptera; Chrysomelidae. The record is from the annotation of a GenBank genome assembly.
AUGCAAAGCAAUAUUGGAGAAAAAAAUAUUCAUCUAACACAUCAUUGCUUGAACAAACUCGACUCGAUGUUUACGUUGACCGGUAGCAGACGCGCGGAGUGGGAGCUGGAAAGGGGCGUGGCUGUACUACCCGGCCGUACUGUAUCGCCGCAGCGUGGUACAGCACUCACACGCUUCAAUCUCUCGGCAACCGUCGGCGCAGCGGAAUGUGCACGCGGUUCUCGAUUGUGUCUCAGUGCUGUGACGUGGGUAUCAAGUGUCUCCAAAGUGGAAAUUAGGUCUACUUCCAACUCUUCUGAGGGAAACAGGAUAUCUGUGCACCAAACUAGGUGUGCCUUGCCGAUGUCAAAGAUGUAA